This is a messenger RNA of Xiphophorus hellerii (green swordtail), 2774 nucleotides long. Its product is annotated as zinc finger protein OZF-like. Gene Ontology annotation, molecular function: DNA-binding transcription factor activity, RNA polymerase II-specific; RNA polymerase II cis-regulatory region sequence-specific DNA binding. The coding region runs from base 854 to 2287 and encodes 477 amino acids. Gene Ontology annotation, biological process: regulation of transcription by RNA polymerase II. Lineage: Eukaryota; Metazoa; Chordata; Actinopteri; Cyprinodontiformes; Poeciliidae. The record is from RefSeq and is a predicted model, not a curated record. The transcript has 2 exons.
AAUGGUCCCAUUUAAAAUAAGGUCUGAGACUGACAGCGGUCCGUCCCGCCCUUCCUGUUUGCUGCAGCGAGGUCCUUCUUAGGUGAUGACCACCUGAGGGGGCGGUGCCAGGAGGAUCUGAAACAGCUGCCUCUGAUUGAAAAGUGAUAAAACAUCCAUCUUCAGGAAAUAGAGUAAUCCAGUCCAAUAAUAGCUGAGAUACUGCUCCACUUAAAUACGCAUUUUUGAUCCAAAUUAUCACACUUUAUAGGAAAGACCAAAUUUGCAGCAAAAAACUAUGAACAGUAAAUGCAAGUCAUAUUGGCACAUGAAUUUAUUGGAAUUGGUUUAAAAUUUCAUUAAAGUAAAGAAGACAAAUUUAUGCUUGGUAAUUUAAGAUUCACUGUUUUUUUUGUUUUACUACCAACUACAAAUUAUUGAGGCGAAUAAUCAGUUUCAAACAGAGACAAAAUCUAUUUGCACGUCAAAUAUAAACUAUAAACGUCUUUUAAAUAAUCAAAAAUCCCAUAAUUGCUUACAUGACCCUCCCAAUAUGGCGGACAUGUUAGCGUCUCGCUGAUGCCCUGUGUGGGCGGGACUUCCUGGUGUUCUACUCCGUGAUUGGCGGGUCCAGCCUUUGACCCCAGUGCGCAGACUCGUGCUUCUCUCCGGUACAAUGGCGGCAGUUGGAGCGCCGUCCUCCGUGUUUUCUCGGGUUUCUGUCCACGGAGCAGCAGCGGGAGAGUUAAUAAAGCUGUAAGACAGAAACAGCAGCAGUUGGUGAACUCUGGAAAGAAGAGAAACGGUUUGAGGCUCAGCUGGAACUGCUCAGUAACUGUUAAAGGAAAGUUUGGAGAGAGAAAAGCUAGCAGAGAUGUGGAGACAGCAGGUCAAACAGCGACUGGAUGCAGCAGAGGAGCAGAGACACGAAAUACUGGAUGCUGCUUUCAGCCCCGAACAUCGGCUGCACACAUCAGAUGUUCUGCUGGUUAAAGAAGAACCAAGUCCUGAUCUGGACCAGAACCACCCAGAACCCGUCCACAUAAAGGAGGAAGAGGAGGAACCCUGGAGCAGCCAGCAGGGGGAGCCGCUCAGCGUGAAGGAGGAGGCUGAUGCCUCCAGGUCUCCAGUCAUUGCUGUUCUCAUAAAGAGCGAAGAUGAUGAAGAGGAACCUCUGACCUCUCAUCUUCAUCAAACAGAAGAUGAAGAACUGCCAAGCAGCAGCUCAGCUCAGCAGAACCUGAAAGCAGAAGAGGGCUAUGGAGGAGCAGAAUGCACCAUAAAUCCGGAUCGAAACCCUCAUGGAGACGCUUCCAGCUCUUCAGAGACAGAGAUCAGUGAUGAUGACGAUGAGGUGAACCACCCUGGGUCAGAAGAUGAAGGCAAUGAGAAUGACUGCAAAGGCUUCAGAGAGAAUACAAACAUGAACCAGGAGAGGGAAGUCCAGACAGAUCUGAAAUGUUUUAAAUGUACUGAGUGUGGUCAAAGUUUUACCAAGAAAAACCAUCUCAAAGUUCAUGUGAAAGUUCACACUUUGGAGAAACCAUUUGGCUGUGAGGUUUGUGGACAAAGAUUUGAUGAAAAGUCCUAUUUAGACCAACACAUCAUAAUCCACUCAGAAGAAAAAACAUUUGUUUGUAACGUCUGCAGACAAACGUUCAGCCAAAGAACACAUUUAAGCAGACAUAUGAAAAUCCACAGCGGGGAGAAACCGUUUGGCUGUGAUGUUUGUGGACAAAGUUUUAACAGGAAAUCCCAUUUAAACAGACACCUGAAAAUUCACACAGGAGAGAAACCUUUUGGGUGUGACAUUUGUGGACAAAGAUUUCAUGAAAAGGCCUAUUUAGACAGACACAUCAAAAUCCACUCAGGAGAAAAACCAUUUGCUUGUGAUGUCUGCGGACAAAGAUUUAGUAGAAAGGCACAUUUAGACCGACACAUGGGCAGCCACGCUGAUGAGAAACCUUUUGGUUGUGACGUUUGCAGACAAAGAUUUACCCACAAAUCUGCUUUAAACAGACACAUGAUUAUUCACACAGGAGACAAACCUUUUAGCUGUGAAGUUUGUGGACAAAGAUUUAACCAAAAGUCAGUUUUAAUGACACAUGUAAGGAUCCACACAGGGGACAAACCCUACGCCUGUGAUUUUUGUGGACUAAGAUUUAACCAAAAGUCAAAUUUAAACAGCCACAUCAAAAUCCAUACAGGAUACAGACCGUUCAGUUGUGAUGUUUGUGGACAAAAAUUUAACCGAAAAGGAAAUCUAAACAUGCACAUGAGAACCCAUGCAGCAGGGAAGAAUCUUUAGAUACUCCGAUGGUUGAGGAAAAAACGCAGACAUGUUCUGACUUAGAUCACUGCAAAUUAAAUGGGUCUUUACUCCAGAACUUUUUUAGCUUCUUUUUUUCAUGAAAAAUGUAUUUGGUUUCAGAAACAUUUAAUCACGAGCAGAACAGACAAUAAUCAGUCGAUUUUAUCAGAUUGUUGAGAAAAGUGCUGAUGUAUCUGCCGUCUUCUCAGCAGCAAAGACUCAGCUGAAUUUUAAACAGGCUUAUCUUUGGUCAGCACAUCCCAUUGUAACCAGCAGCACCCCCUACUGUCUGAAACAAGGAGCCAAUGGUGAUCUGUGGGCUUGUUUUCUGAAGGACAAAACAUCAUUGGUUCUCUUCAAUGAGUCUCAUGAAUUAGACCCAUGAGCUAAAAAAAUUAGCUGGAGCUAACACCAUUAGCUGGAGCUAAUACCAUUAGCUGGAGCUAAAACCAUUAGCUGGAGCUAACACCAUUAGCUGGAGCUA